AUGGAGGCAGAGGAGCGUCCUGCAAAGCUUCGGAAGCUCAACUCGAACGAUGACAUGGGCUCGCCUGAAGAUGCAGGUACACCUUUGUUGUCAAAAUUACAUGGCAUGGUCACUGGCAGCGUCGAUGCUCUCUCGUUGCAAAACAGUAAGCUAGAGGGGUGUGCUGCUAAUAAUGAAGAUCAUUCAGUGACACGAGAAGAAGAAGACCUCCAAGAUGAGUCGGACGGCGUGGAGUUGGACCCAGAUACCGAACACCACCUUCUCCACAAGGUGCCACUGCAACAUCAGCAGCAAGACGACGACGGUUCAAAGCCGCUUUCCAAGAACCAGCUGAAGAAAUUGCGCAAGCGAGAAGAGUGGGAGGCAGCUCGAGAUUACCGCAAGGCAAAACGAAAACAGAAGACACAGGAGAGAAAGGCGAGGAAACGGGCAGCUCGAGAAGAGGAGGAACAGCACCGUCUCCAGCUACUACUACAACAACCCUCCCUUGUCGAAGGAGAAAACGGAGACGUGCAAAGGACAAAGACGGAUACACCACACCUGCCCUCCAAGAUCAAAUUCCGCCGUCCGGUCCAGGUCCCCAUGACCAUCAUUAUAGACUGCGGCUUCGACGACCUCAUGAUGGAAAAAGAGCGCAUAUCCCUAGGUUCACAACUUACGCGGUCUUAUUCUGACAACUCCCGCUCCCGUUACCAGACAAAUCUUGUGAUUAGCUCCUGGGGCGGGUUACUGAAGGAGAGAUUCGAUACGGUGCUCAGUAAGCAUUACCUGAAUUGGAGGAAUGUGACGUUUGAGGACGGGGAUUUUGUUGCGGCGGCGAAGAAGGCUGAGGAGUUCAUGAAACGGCCUCAUGGUGGGAAGUUGGUCGCGUGCUUUGAGAAGUACGCUCAUGGUACGACUGCUGGCGCUGGUGGGCUGGGACCUGCUAGGGGCGAAGCAUGCGAAGAUCUGAAAGAUGCAGAAGCUCCCCGAGCCGAAGGGGUCGGGAAACCCGACACAGGUGACCCUCUCAUGGCCCAGGAUACCUCAGCGCCAAAGAACCCGGAGUCCGCUCAACCGGAAGCUCACCGUUCUUCUUCGCCAUCAGACCCCACUUUAUCUCAAGGCGAAAUAAUCUACCUGACCUCCGACUCUCCUGACACCCUCGACACCCUCUCCCCGUAUUCGACUUACAUCGUCGGCGGCCUGGUCGACAAGAACCGCCACAAGGGUAUCUGCUACAAGACGGCCACGUCGCGUGGGGUCAAGACGGCGAAAUUGCCCAUCGGUGAGUAUCUGGAGAUGACGUCCCGCAAGGUCCUGGCGACGAACCACGUCGUCGAGAUCCUACUGCGGUAUCUCGAGGAAGAGGAUUGGGGCAAGGCCUUUUUGAGGGUCAUUCCCAAGAGGAAAGGCGGGAAGCUGAGGGAGGAGGCUGGGGCUGUGGAGGGAGAGAAGAACGGGAAGUCUGAGGGGGAUGAGGAGGAGCAGGGGGAGGAUGAGGACGACGUCGAUGGUAAUGACGCUGAUGACGGUAGUGGUAAUGACGAUGUGUCUAGUGAACACCAGGGUGAUACAACAUGA
Molecule: messenger RNA, 1563 nt
Organism: Cladophialophora psammophila CBS 110553
Lineage: Eukaryota; Fungi; Ascomycota; Eurotiomycetes; Chaetothyriales; Herpotrichiellaceae
Exons: 1
Coding region: 1-1563 (520 amino acids)
Biological process (GO): tRNA N1-guanine methylation
Cellular component (GO): nucleus
Molecular function (GO): tRNA binding
Source: RefSeq, a predicted model, not a curated record